Molecule: messenger RNA, 1764 nt
Organism: Sebastes umbrosus (honeycomb rockfish)
Lineage: Eukaryota; Metazoa; Chordata; Actinopteri; Perciformes; Sebastidae
Product: 1-phosphatidylinositol phosphodiesterase-like
Exons: 6
Coding region: 465-1487 (340 amino acids)
Biological process (GO): lipid metabolic process
Molecular function (GO): phosphoric diester hydrolase activity
Source: RefSeq, a predicted model, not a curated record
UUUAAUUUGACUCUCAUUCACACAUUCACACAGUCUUUGAAACUAAAAUAUCAAUAACUAUGAUGACCAAAAUUAUACAAUAAGGAUACGAGGUGCAACUGAAGGGAACAAGCAAAUGCAAACAUGAAAUAUAGCAAAAAAUAUGUUUAAAAAAGAAAUGUUUCUCUCCCCUGUAUCUCUUACAGUUCAGCCUGCAAAAGGUAUGCAGAGACCGAUACUGAGGGAUACAAUGAAAUUCAACAGAAGUAUCUAGAGCUGAUUUUGUCUUUCCGGAGAAAGGACCUUCUCUCUCUGUUUGUCCAUGAUGUUCUCCUGUAACUUCUUCUGGAUGUCCUCCAUCUCUUGGUCCACUUCUUCCAAAUUUCGCCCUCAUCAUCCUCUGUAGGCUAUGUCUGUGUCAAGACAAGGCACCCGGACCGGACUGAGGACGAACCCCUUCUGGUUUCAGAAGUGAUCAAUAAGUGAUGGGCGGCAUCAGAGGAGGUCCCGUGAAAAUGGAGAAGAUGUUAAUUGAGCUGAUGGUGCUAGUGGGAGUCAUUGGUUUGAGUUACGGUGCCGUUCAGAGACCUGACUAUGAUGACACGCCCAACCCGGAGUUCCUCAACCCGUCCUGGAUGGACAGCAUCCCCGAUGAUCAGCCGCUGUCCGAGAUCACCAUGCCUGGGACCCACAACGCCAUGGCCCUGUACGGCGGUGUGUAUGCUGAGUGUCAGACCUGGAGCCUGGCCUCCCAGCUCCGAGCCGGCGUCCGCUUCCUAGACGUCCGUGUCCGUCACGCCAAAGGGAACCUCACCAUCCAUCACGGGGUGUCCUAUCAACGGGCGCACUUCGGCCACGUGCUGGAGGGCGUGGCUGACUUCCUUCGAGAGUAUCCCAGUGAGACAGUGCUGAUGCGUGUGAGGGAGGAGUUGAGUGACACGAAUGACAUCUACGGUGCUGUGGUAGACUACAUCCAUCGCUACGCUAACUGGGACCUGCUGUGGCACAGCCGGCUUGUGCCGACCAUGGGAGAGGCUCGAGGGAAACUCAUCGUCCUGCAAGACUUUUCUGGGCCAGACUUGGGGAUGCGCUAUGGUUCCCUGGACAUAGCCGAUAACUGGAAGGUACCCACACUCAUACAUGUGGAGGAGAAAUGGCAGAGCGUCUAUGAGCACCUGGAGGCUGCACCUGCAGGAAACAAGGACCAGAUUUUUCUCACCUACAGCAGUGGAGCUGGUUUGUUCGCGUACCCCAGAGCCGUCGCUCAGCGCGUCAAUCCACAAUUGUACGACUACCUGAGGGCCAAGACGGACCUGAACCAGCGCCUUGGAAUCAUAUGCAUGGACUUCCCUGCUGCUCCUGUUAUUCAAAUGAUCAUUGACUUCCAACUGAGAGAGGGCAUAAAGAGAAAACAGGCCGUUAACGCGGUACCUAGCAAGGCAAGUUUGAAAAAUACAGUUUCUUCACUGAGAAAGAAGAUGAUCAAACAUUUUAAUGUUAAUGUCUGAGCCAAAAUCAAGCUCGAGGGAACAGUAGACUGGUCAAUGACUGUACGAUCGAUGAGGCAUCAAAUACUACUUGGUAUUAUACUGCUUGGAUUCAAUAGUUUGGUGUAACUUUACUACUUUACUGUAACAAAUAUGAUCUAAAUUAUACCUCAGAUGAAACUUCUCAUUGUGUUAUUUCACCAAAGAUACUGGGAACAAAAUAAAUGCAACAUACAAAAUGAAUCAUAAAUGGUCAGCCUGUGAAGUUUUGUGCAGUAAUAAACUGCAGUGAAAAGUG